UGUGUGGAGGUAGAUUUGUCUCGGUUUUAUUUGUGUGAACAACUUGACAAUCUGUGUGUAAAUGUGCAAUCUGUAAAUAUGAAGCACCUACCACAAAUACAAAAAAUACAUUUUGUAAACUCACAAAAAUAUCUUGCAAAUAUAAAGCAGAUCUGCAAGUAUACAAACAAAUCAUAUCUGUAAAUACAUUCUAUUCAUUUACAAAUAAAUGGGAAGUAUUUGUGAAUAUAUUUUCCGAACAUUUACAACUUUCAAACAGACAUUUGGGAAUAAAAUGUCUAUGUGUGAGGCAGAAAAGCAUUUGUGGAUCUCAGUUCUACACUUGUGGAUUUACAUUUUACACACACAGAGUUUUGAGACAAACUCCAGUCAUUUCUUUACCAUUGAGUUUAUUGUAACCAUUCAGUCCAUUUGCUGUUUACAGCACAUUUGGUAGAAAGUACCAUGACAACAUGGAGGCUAUACUCAGUCGGCAGUUAUCUUCCUUCGUCCUGUACACUCGCUGGAACGGCAAACUCAUCUUACAGGUGGUAACAGUGACUUCUUAUUCAUGCACUCAUUUAUGUAUAACUUUUGUUUUGGUGAGUAACAUAAAGGGAACUACAACUGGCACUUCUCCAUUUAAAACUUUUAUUGUAAAUAUCCAGUUGGGAGGCAGCUAGCUUGCCCCCAGUGGGAGAAUAAUAAUAAUAAUAAAUGUAAAAAUACAGAAACAGCACUUUUUAUUACCAAAAUAUUUUUAUUUUACAUUUAUUUGUGUAUUUAUUUCGGUAUAUAUUGAUUUAUUUUAUUAUACUUAUGUAAUUUUUGGUCCCUCAUAGUUUUCUGCUUUGUAUUUGUACACAGAUGUUGACCUCAACCACUAAUGUCAUUUGUUCACAAAUCUAAAAUCAAUCUUUUUUCUUUUUACAUAUACAAAUCUCUUCAACACAAGCACAAUUUCUUCACAUGUGAAAAAUUGUGCUUGUAUGUGAUGUGUUCUAGGAUUAUACUGGAUUUUUACUUGUACUUGAAUGUGAGCAAAGCAGUAGAAGCAGUCAGCAGGUUCCAUUUGAAAGUAUUUAAUCUGUUGCUUGCCGUCAGUCAGGUGUUAGUGGUUAUAUUUCUACAAAUGAAAGAAACAUCAAUCAAUUCAUCAAUACAUUCUCACUCUAAAUGCGCUAUAUAACCAUGUGAGAACAAACCAAGGAGAUGAGAUGUACUGCUUAACAACCAAAUCAACAUGACUUGAGGAACUAUUAUGAAAUAAAUUCACUCGACACACUCAGGGACAAAGGUGAAGGGCCAGAACAAAGAACACUCAGGUCACCUGUGUGAGCUGGCCAGUUAGCACACCUGUUCUCCUGCUGCUCUUCAGCUCAGCAAGGUCAAGAUAACUAAAAAGAAACUGCAAUAAUCCAAUUGGCAUCUUCAUUGUCACAUCUGAAUUUAAAGUCAGAAUUCUAAAAAAGAAAAAAAGAAAUUCACCUGUGGCCCUGCUCCUAAAACAUGUACAUCCCUAAUCAUCCCAUUUUCUGCAUUUUGCAGGUUGCAUUCAAUAUUAAGGAGUGCGUGCGUGCGCGCGCGUGCGUAAGGGGCGUGGAGGUGGAGGGGUGUGUAUUGCAUCCUCUCACGUGACCAGCCUGUCUGUCCUCUCCUCCUCAGUCCAGAUCUCUUUGUUGUGGUUGCAGCUGCUGCUCUCUUUACGCACCGCGUCUCCGCUCCGCUCCGCACCGCACCGCUCCGCCGGAGCCUCGAACAUCCUCAUUCGUACCGCGCGGAAAACGCCGCCGGAGCGCCGUGAUAAUCACUCGUCCUGGGGGAUCGGGACGUGCAGGGGUCGUUACGUGUUCGACGUCGGACAAUUAUAAUCUGUAUCAGACAAAAUCUGACGCGGAGCUUCGGUGCGGAGGAAGGACGGACGGACGGCGAGGAUGCUGCCGCUGUCUCCUCUGCCUCUACCCUGGACGAACCGGACCGCCUCCGAGGCUUCCUGAACGCGGAAUCAGGCGAGGAGCUCUCUGCACAUUCCUCCAUCGUCACCACAGACUUCUGCACUUUGUCUGCUCCUCUCUCUCUCUCUCUCUCUCCGGUCUCUGGCGCUCUGCUUUCAGCGGGGCACAGCGCGAGGCAGCCGGGGUGUUUUCUGCUGCUUCACCGGGGAUUACAACGCUAGACUGUCCGCACGCCUCUGCACCUGAACCGAAAACCGAGUUGAACUGUCUCAGCCGGUGUCUGGAGGUUGGAUCAUUAUCAUCACCUCCAUUAUGAUCAUGGUGUCAGGCCCUGGGAGGUGUCCCGGCGGGGUUAUCCGGUGCCUGGUGUCCGCCUGUCUGCUGUCUCUGCUGCUCUACCUGCCUGAGGCGCGGGCGUCUUAUUAUCCACAGAGCGGGGAGUGCAAAGGCAAAGGGAAGGACUGCACAGAUCUGUCAGAGAAGAAGAGCGACCUGAGGGUUUGCGAUGACUCUACCUGUCGAUUCGGAGGCGUCUGCAGGGACGACGGCGCUCAGCUCAAAUGUGUCUGCCAGUUCCAGUGCCACAAAAACUACAUCCCUGUGUGUGGCUCGAACGGAGACACCUACCAGAACGAGUGCUACAGGCGACAGGCGUCCUGCAAACAGCAGAGACUCAUCUCGCGGGUGUCUGACGGCCCCUGCUCCACCGAUCCUGGCUCCGGAUCAGGAGACGGAGACGACGAUGAGGGUUCAGGCUCCGACGUCGGGAAGAAGUUCACCAAGUGCAGCACAUGUAAAUAUGGAGCAGAGUGUGAUGAAGACUCAGAGGACGUGUGGUGCAUAUGUAACAUCGACUGCAGCGGUCACAAUGAAAACCCAGUGUGUGCCACUGAUGGAAACUCCUACAACAACCCCUGUCUGGUCAGAGAGGCGUCAUGCAUGAAGCAGGAGCAGAUCGACGUCAAACACCUGGGCAGGUGCCCCGCCGACAAAGAAAAACUGGGGAAGAAGGACGACAGCAGUCCCUUCAAAAUAAAUGUCUUAGAAACCACAGGUCUGGAUCAUGGUGAUGGUUUCUACGCCGGUAUGCCUAUCCCCUGCGCCGACAGCUACGCUGGCUUCUGUGUUCACGGGAAAUGUGAGAUCAAGUACAACAUGGCCACCUGCAGAUGUGACUCAGGCUACAAAGGUACACAGUGCGAUGAACCGCAGGACUUCAACAUCCUCUACGUGGUCCCCAGUGGACAGAAACUGCACUACGUCCUCAUCGCCGCCAUCAUCGGCGCCGUGCAAAUUGCCAUCAUCGUCGCCGUGGUGAUGUGCAUCACAAGGAAAUGUCCAAAAAACAACAGAGGUCGCCGGCAAAAACAAAACCUCGGACACUUUUCCUCGGACACUAACUCCAGGAUGGUAUAGCCGUGUGUGUCGGGGGUUCUUUUUGAUAAGUUUUUUCUUACGGCGUGGGAAUGCCAUUUUUUAAAAGUAGAUGUGUGGUAUUCGUUUAUUUUUUCUCCUGGGAAACCAUUAAAAAAAAGAAGAAUGAGAAUAUUUAUUUAAGGGGCCUUAUUUUCUCUCCUUUCUGCUUUGAAUGGAAUUGUUGCGCAUUUAUUUGUGCAUUCUGUUUUUUUUUUGGUUUUUUUUUGUUUGUUUGUUUUGGCCGCAAGACCAAGAAGAAGAAGCUGAAUCGACAGAACCCACUGUCACUUUACAUUGUUACCAUGUGUAAUGUCUUAAUUACUUUAACUGCUUCAUUAGAGGUUUCGUUGAAUGCUUUAUGAAUAUGGUACCUUUGGUGAACUGGCUAACAGAGUAAUGUCUGCUCCUCUGGAAUGUGCUAUUUAUUGAAAAUGAUUACUUUUAUGCCCCUCUCUGUUUCACUUUUUACUAAUAAUGUGCAGCUGAUCACCAAAUGCAGUUUGUUUUAAAUUUUUUGUCCAUUUUUGUAGGAGGUGAGAAGGGGCCAGCCGGUGAUAUAGAUAUGUUUACACUUAUUCUUUGGUAUGAAAUUCUGUGUAAAGACUUCACUGUGUUUAAACAAGCUAAUAAUUUAUUAUUAUUAUUAUAAUUAUUAUUUUCUUCAAAGUAGUUUUUACUCAAGGUUUAUAUGUUAACUUUUAUUUUAAAACAUUGCUUUCUAAAUUCUAGUUCCUGUAUAUUCGCAUGACUUGUGAAAACUGUGUACCGUGGUGUAGUUUUAAACUUUUUAAAAAGAAAAGCUGACGGCUUCGACGCCUCCUCCGUCUCAGAGCCGCAGAGAUCCGGCGACGGUGGAGGAAAACCCAAAGUCGGACAGAAGAAGGGAGGAGACUGAGUGGGAGGUGUUUUAUCUGUGUUAACGAAAAGGAAUGUGUAAUAGUUUAAAAUCAGUCUGUUGUCUUUAUCAGGAGAAAGAACAAAAACACUUUGAUGGUGGGAAAAUCUCGGCGUACAUUCUCCCAAAAACCACUUUUGCUUUAAUGAGGAACAGAUUUGUGUCGAUUGUAACGCUCAGAGGCGGGAAUGUUUUUUUGCCAUCUCCGUUCCGAAAUCUGAAUUCAGAGGAUUGUAAAGGAAGGAACUGAGGUAAAACUUGUAGUGAUACUUUUCAUGUAACAGGAAGAAGUUUUGGUUGCUGGAUGAUGGCUGCAAUCGAGGCUUUUCUAUGAAUGUGAGAGAAAAAUGUUGUCUCGUUUUUUCUUUCUUUUGUUUGUCUUAAUUUUGCAUUUGCUUCUCUGUGAGACAUUCCAAGCACAGAGAAUCCCUCACGAUAAUAAUCCUAUGGGCAAUAUUUAAGACCGCAUCUCUUUCUGGUAUGAACAUGCAAUCAGAUACAAGUCGUAGCUAACGUCUCUGAGCGUAAUGGCUUAGGAAGUCGUAGCAUUAAGCAGAGAUAACAGACAAAUACUGUAUUUAGAAAAGGCAGCCAGACAAGAAAACAUACAGCAGAUUUGGUCUCUCGAUGGACACUGUACUUCCAAGGAAUGAAAAUGCCUUUUCUGUGUUGUUCCCUUGUGUCCUUGACUUCACUGUAACACAACCUGUUGUUAUACUCUUUAUGUCGAGUUAUAAGUUUUAUAUCAAAGUCCCAUCAUGUCUUUGCAAACUGUCUGAAACUGAUAACUGAACUGUGUUGAUGUAUAAAUUCCACCUCCCUCCCACCUCAGCACGGUUGCUCUGUAUCAACUUUUUUUUGAGGAUACAAUUAAUGUCUCACAACAAACCAAUCAUUGCAAGGUCAAUCACUAAGGAAACCUUCUAGUAGCGUCCAGCGAUGACGCCUUGACAGGUUUAAGUUUAUGUAAAUGGAUCCUUCAGUUCCUUCACGAGUGCAACUGUACACUGUAUUUGUCAUGUUCAGUAUUGGGGAGGUCAGAGACAUCCUAUCUUACUCAGUAGAGUUUGGUAUCUGAGAGCAGAAGCUGACUGCACUUACAAAGUCAAACUGUCACAGUGUUUUCCAGCAGUAUUUUAACCCCAAUCUCACCUGUUCAUGUCACAUUAGAUAGCCGAUUCUCUUCAUGAAAGUCUAUUAAUGCCAUAUCUUUACCAGGCAUCAAAAUAUUCAAAGUUGAUUUGUUCCAAUAACUUGAACGCUCCUAAAUUCCACAAACAAAAUGUUUAAAUGUUCUGUUUUGUCUCGUGUGCGGUGAAGACAGGUGAGCAGUAUAUUCUGAAUCAGGACUUUCAAGGGCAAUUAUCCAUCCAUUAGGUGUACUGCUUAUCCUUUGAGGGGGGCUGGAGCCAAUCCCAUCUGACAUUGGGUGAGAGGUGGGGAACACUUGCACAAGUCGCCAGUCUAUCACAGGGCUGAGAUAUAGAGAUAAAACAACCAUUCACCCUCAUUCACACUUAGGGUCAAUUUAAAGUCACCAAUUAACCUGCAUGUCUUUGGACAACAUGAACCCAGAACCUUGAGGCGACAGAACCAACCACUGUAUCAUCUUGCCACCAAUUAUCUAUGCAUUAACUCUGCUUCCAUUUACAUCACUGAGCAACUUAAACAACUACAACUGAAACUGCAAGAAGAGAAAAAGAACUUAAAGACAGUGAUGAGCAGUUGUGGAAAUAAUAAACAGGAAGUCGGAGCAAAAAAGUCUCGAACCUACAGUGGCCUGAGGGUUCAUUCACACCAGCAUCGAAAGUUUGGAACAGAAUCGAAUGCUGACCUUCAAGGUAACGGAGAGCCGAGGAGUCUAAAUGGAAGAAGCCACUGUAUUAGCUGUGUAGCACCAGUCUGGUGACAAGCUAGCAUGUACCUAGGUAGCUAAUAUAUUACUGUAAGCUCACUUUCCAAAGUAGUUCGCAGACUGGCCGCUGUAAUUCACUGUCUGGACAUCCAAAGUAUAGCUACAACUGGCCGGAAUAAACUAGAUAGGGGCCAGGUGGUUCCCACUUGGUUCACUGAUGCCAGAAAAUAUAGCCAAUAGCAUCAGUCCUCAACCACAGCUGGCUGGAUGCAAGCUUGAUAGCUCUACCAUUAUCAGUAAAAAAAACCGAAGUCAUGCUAAGUUUAGCUAGCAGGAUAGCUAAUUAAGUAGAUAGCCUUGGUCGAUCGCAUGAAAAGUGAAAGCUAAAGAGAGAAUGUCAAACUUUCUAACCUUGUGUCAAUGUCGAACAAUCGGUUUCAGAAAGAUACAGAAGUGAUCAGAGACAGUCACCUCCCAAUCCAACAUCAGAAGGGUGUUUGAGGGAAGGGGAUUUCCAAAGUUAUUUGACCAUCCAAAAAGCACUUCUGACAGAGUAUACUUGCCCCUGUAAAGCAAUUUACCUGCAAUGGAAGGUCCUGAUUCAGAUUUCCCGAACGCUGCUUUCCUUUCUGUAUCUGUGGAAGAUGAAACUCUGAGGCUGUGCUGAGGGAGGUUAGUCUUCUCUGUGUGUUUGUAGUUUUUAUUUUCUGUCACAGGAGUUUUUCUGUAGUGUCUACAGGUCGUAGAUGAGCCGCCCUCCCCCUCCACCCCUACCCUCCGCUGAGCAACGUGUUUCUCCUUGUUGUCGACCAUCGCAGCCGUAACUUCUCUAAAUGUGACUAGAAAGUGUUUGACAUGUUAAUAUUCUGCAUGUAGACUUUGAGAGGCUAUUUUUGGUCUCUGACAAAAUAAAAAAGGAAAUGUUUUUUUAAAGUAGA
Messenger RNA from Seriola aureovittata, 7038 nucleotides. RefSeq names its product transmembrane protein with EGF-like and two follistatin-like domains 1a (gene tmeff1a). The transcript is spliced from 10 exons. Gene Ontology annotation, molecular function: protein binding. NCBI's taxonomy places the organism in Eukaryota, Metazoa, Chordata, Actinopteri, Carangiformes, Carangidae. Bases 2247 to 3350 code for a protein of 367 amino acids. The record is from RefSeq and is a predicted model, not a curated record.